AUGCCUCGUCAAGCUCUUGCUCGGCCGGUGAUGCUCUUAGUUCGGGCCCUCCAAUGGGCGAGCGCUGUCAUCGUGAUGGGAAUAACGUCCUACUUCAUCAGCAAGGGCCCGCGUGGCCAGCAUAUCAUCUACCAGGAAGUCAUUGCUGUUGCCUCGGUUGUCUUCUUCCUUCCGGCUUUCCUCUCUCCAUUCAUGCCCAACAUGCUGAGCCGAUUUGUCUUCGGUAUCGACGUCAUCUUCUCGUACCUCUGGCUCACGGCCUUCAUCUUCGCCGCUCAAGACUACAACUGGCACAACUGCUUCCUCAACGCACCUCCCGGUCGAGGCUGCAGCAGAAAGAAGGCCAACGAGACUUUCAUCUUCCUGGCAUUCAUCUUAACUUUCUUCGGCAUGCUUCUCGAACUCUACUCCCUCUGGUCCUACCGCCGUGAACACGCCACUCCGGUCGUAGAGAAGCAUCCCCCCGGCACCACCACCGGCACCGGCGCCGCUCCUCCCCACGAUGGACCUGUCACGACCGUUCCUUAA
Aspergillus mulundensis is the source of this 528-nucleotide messenger RNA. RefSeq lists its product as uncharacterized. The transcript has 4 exons. The record is from RefSeq and is a predicted model, not a curated record. Lineage: Eukaryota; Fungi; Ascomycota; Eurotiomycetes; Eurotiales; Aspergillaceae. Bases 1 to 528 code for a protein of 175 amino acids. Gene Ontology annotation, cellular component: membrane.